AUGUUGUUUAGGAUUUUGGCGGUGCUCCUCCUCUGCUUGUCCUUGGGCAUGUGUGCCACUUUAAGCUUGUACCAGACGGAAACCAAGGAGGACGAGGAGGCUGCUGCCGUGGCGACCCCGGCUGCAGAUGCCCAUGUAGGAGAUUCCUCUGACACUAACUCUUUUUUUGGUGACAACCUGUUGGCUAAAGUACUCGGCGUGGAUAACCAGGGGGGUAGUCAACCUGAAGUGGAGGCUGAUGGUGCAACAGUCAGAGAGCCAGGAAAUGACAGUGAUAAACCUGCCACGGAAAGCCUUAUUAAGGAAGCUGUCAAUCAGAGACCUCCGUCUGGGGAGGAGGCCAAUGACAUCAGACCAGCCCAGGCGAAUAAGUCCCAAAACAAACCUCAAGCACAAGAAGACGAAAACAGUUGGAGCUUCAACUCAAUUAGAAAUAGUUUUCAGAAUGUUCAUGGGUACUUUGACUCCCUGGUCGAGCUUGUUGGAGGACGCAAUGGCAUUUGCCAGUAUCGCUGCAGAUAUGGCGAACUUCCACUUCCUCGCCCAGGCUACCAGCAAGCAGAGCCCAACGGCUGCAGCUCUUCGCUGGUUGGAUUCCAGGUGAAUGCUGCUCUUGACAUGGGAAUCCCCGCCAUGACAACGUGCUGCAACCAGCUUGAUACGUGCUACGACACUUGUGGCUUGAAUAAGUAUGACUGUGACGCCAAGUUUCGCUCAUGCUUGCUCAGCAUCUGCUCUGACCUAAAGAAGAGCCUGGGCUUUGUGUCCAAGGUACAAGCCUGCGAAUCAGUGGCAGACACUCUCUACAACACAGUGUGGACUUUUGGUUGUAGGCCCUACAUGAACAGCCAGAGGGCAGCGUGUGUCUGCCAGGAAGAGGACAAGGAUGAACUGUGA
Messenger RNA from Menidia menidia (Atlantic silverside), 897 nucleotides. The record is from the annotation of a GenBank genome assembly. Lineage: Eukaryota; Metazoa; Chordata; Actinopteri; Atheriniformes; Atherinopsidae.